CCCCAUUAUCUCGAAUAUUCGAGGUUCUACCAUGCUGGUUUUGCAGAACGACCUAUGGUUUCACUAGAAGAGAAGGUACAAAAGACCUAAAAACUUAAGGAGAAAAUGACUACACCGAUGAUUUUUGAGCCAGAAAACUCAUCGUAUUCCUUCGAUGCGAUUGACAGUUAUGAGGAAAUAGUAAGUGUCAAUGCAUCAACCUCAAUCAAUACCAGAGAGUUCGGAGCGUGGCAUCUCAUUUUACCAUACAGCAUCAUUUUUAUACUUGCUGUCACUGGAAAUGUCCUGGUCAUACUCACUCUUUUAGUAAAUAAAAGAAUGAGAACUGUGACUAAUGUAUUCCUGUUCAACCUGGCCAUAAGUGAUUUUUUACUUGGAGUGUUCUGCAUGCCGUUUACAUUAACCGGAGUUCUGUACAGAGAGUUCUUGUUCGGAAGCGCUUUGUGCAAAUUAAUUCCCUACUUUCAAGCGGUUAGUGUCAGCGUCAGUGCUUGGACUUUAGUCUCAAUGUCAGUAGAGCGAUACUUCGCAAUAUGCCACCCGUUAAAAUCAAGGAAAUGGCAGACAUUGUCGCAUGCAUACAAAAUGAUUGCCUUGGUUUGGAUUGGCUCGUUAUUGUUUAUGCUACCUAUUCUUAUUCUAAGCACACUUCAAGAAAUAAAAGGAACAAGUAAACAAAAGUGCAGAGAAAGCUGGCCAAGUUUAACAGCGGAAAAAAGCUUCACUAUCUUCUUGGAUAUUUUUCUCCUUAUCCUUCCUCUCGUACUUAUGAGCGUCACUUAUUCUCUUAUUAUAAGAACUCUGUGGCAAGCUAUGGUAAUAUCAACAGAAGAAUCUGAAAACUCAAGACAUAAAGUUCGCUACUGUUGGAAUACAUCACCUAACCUUAACCGGCACAAUGCUUCUUCUACUGCUUCAACCUUUACCUCUACCAUAACAUCUGCCACCUCCGGAACGAUGUCUAUGUCUGGAGCACCUGCUAUUCGCAAAAACAACAGCGAGCGUGGAAUUAUUCAGAAAAAACGCAUUAUCCAGAUGUUGUUUGUUGUUGUUCUGGAAUUUUUUAUAUGCUGGAGUCCAUUGUACGCCAUCAACACAAUAUCUCUGUUCGAUCCAAAUAUUGUAUAUACAAAUAUUGGAUAUAGCGGCAUAUCCUUCUUUCAGCUGUUAGCAUAUACUUCAUCCUGCUGUAAUCCAGUUACGUACUGUUUCAUGAACAGCCGAUUUAGAGAAAGCUUUUUCAAACUUUUCCCUUGUGGUUGCCGAAAAAGGAGAUAGAUUCUUAUUGAUUUAUUAAUAAAUGAAGAGUGAAUUUCCAAAUCGUUUAGACUUCAAUUAAGUAUCAAACAGCAAGUGCUUUCUUUUAAGAAACCAAAUAUGCUUAAAGGUGCGCUUGCAUAUUCUGUUACUAAAAAUGAUUUUUAAA
This is a messenger RNA of Argiope bruennichi, 1426 nucleotides long. RefSeq names its product cholecystokinin receptor-like (gene CCKLR-17D3). NCBI's taxonomy places the organism in Eukaryota, Metazoa, Arthropoda, Arachnida, Araneae, Araneidae. The record is from RefSeq and is a predicted model, not a curated record. The transcript is spliced from 5 exons. Bases 106 to 1278 code for a protein of 390 amino acids. Gene Ontology annotation, cellular component: membrane. Gene Ontology annotation, molecular function: neuropeptide receptor activity. Gene Ontology annotation, biological process: neuropeptide signaling pathway.